Messenger RNA from Penicillium lagena, 1182 nucleotides. RefSeq names its product replication factor C subunit 2. Lineage: Eukaryota; Fungi; Ascomycota; Eurotiomycetes; Eurotiales; Aspergillaceae. The transcript has 4 exons. Bases 1 to 1182 code for a protein of 393 amino acids. Gene Ontology annotation, biological process: DNA-templated DNA replication; DNA repair. Gene Ontology annotation, molecular function: ATP binding; DNA binding; ATP hydrolysis activity. The record is from RefSeq and is a predicted model, not a curated record. Gene Ontology annotation, cellular component: DNA replication factor C complex; nucleus.
AUGGCUGCCAAUUUCUUCAACAACAAGGCCCGCGCGGCCGCUGCCGCCUCCAGCAGCUCCAAGCCCAAAUCAGGCGAGGCCAAGGAAGAGAUCAACCGGCUACAGCCCUGGGUCGAGAAAUACCGGCCCAAGACGCUAGACGAUGUCGCAGCACAAGACCACACGACGAACGUCCUACGACGGACCCUCCAAGCUUCCAAUCUCCCACACAUGCUCUUCUACGGACCCCCAGGGACCGGAAAAACAUCCACGAUCCUCGCACUCGCCAAAUCCCUCUUCGGGCCAGCCCUCUAUCGCUCUCGAAUCCUAGAACUCAACGCCUCCGACGAGCGCGGCAUCGGGAUUGUCCGCGACAAAGUCAAGAACUUCGCACGCACGCAGCUCUCUCAGCCCACAGGCCUCGACGCGGCCUAUCGAGAGCAGUACCCCUGUCCGCCGUUCAAGAUUAUCAUCCUCGACGAGGCGGAUAGCAUGACGCAGGAUGCUCAGUCUGCGCUGCGGCGCACGAUGGAGCAGUAUAGUCGUAUCACGCGCUUUUGUCUCGUCUGUAACUACGUGACCCGCAUUAUUGAGCCGCUUGCUAGUCGGUGCAGUAAGUUUCGGUUUAAGGCGCUGGAUAACUCGGCGGCGGGAGUGAGGUUGGCGGAUAUUGCGCGGGCUGAGAACUUGGCAUUGGAGGAUGGGGUCGUCGAUAGCCUUAUUCGUUGUGGAGAGGGCGAUUUGCGUCGUGCGAUUACCUACCUGCAGAGUGCGGCGCGGUUGGUCGGUGCUACGAAACCUGCUGGUGGGGUGGAUGGGGAUGAUGAUGCCGAGAUGACCGAUGCUGGGAGUGCGGGUUCGGGACCCAUUACGGUUCGGACCAUUGAGGAGAUCGCGGGCGUGAUCCCGGAAGGGGUCCUGGACCGUCUGGUGCAGGCUAUGCAGCCGACGCGCUCGGGGUCUGCGUACGAGGCUGUCUCGAAGGUGAUUACGGACCUAGUGGCAGAUGGGUGGAGUGCCACUCAGGUUGUUGGACAGUUAUACCGCCGGGUCGUCUUCAACGAGGCCGUGCCCGAUAUCCAGAAGAAUAAGAUCGUCAUGGCCUUCUCUGAGAUGGAUAAGCGGCUGGUUGAUGGCGCAGACGAGCACUUGUCUAUUCUAGAUCUGGCUCUGCGCAUCGCCGGAAUCCUGGGCAGCUCUUGA